UUCAACCGCUGGAUUGCCUCCGAAAUUCAUUACUUGCUAAAUUCUAGAAGUUUGUUACCACGCUUUUUGAAAAAACAAGAAAUUCUCUUCGUAUCUGCGAAAAUGGCUUCAAGAAACAGUAAACGUUCUUUGGAACCCUUUUUUGAUCAAUGUGAGGAUUCCGAUGUAUCUGUAAGAGAUUCUAAUGAUCAAUGUGAGGAUUUCCAUGCGCUUUUAAGAGAUUCUGAUGAUGAGUGCCUGAGUGAAACAUCUCAAAUAUUCAUCGAAAAUCCUAUUGACGGCAUUGAAAAUUAUUUUAGUGAUUCAGGAGAUGAACUCUUAAGUGAAACUUCGCAGAUAUUUUUGGAGAAUCCUUUGGUUUUGCCUCUUUACUAUCAAGUAGGCUCGGGAUAUGAGACUCAACCUUCUGCUCCAUCUAAAGGACCUGCAUAUGUGGAACAUGACAUUUCAGUAAAUAUGGAAAAUGCUAUUAUACUCAAAGAGAAGGCACGGCGUCGUAACCGAAAGUAUCAAGGCGAGGAAAUAACCUUCCAGGCACGUGUUGAUAUGAAUCGUCUGCCUCAAAAUAUUCGCAACAGGCCUCUUCUAGCCGUAACUGAAUCUGUUAGACAGCUGUUUGAAAUAUUAAUUCAACGGUCAACAGAAAAUCUAAGGCCGACAGAUUGGAUACGAAUGUGUAUCCAAGCCGAUGGAUUGGAUAAACCCAUGUCUACGAAAAUUAUUGCCGUAUCUUCCAUGACGGUGGAGACCGUAUUAUCGGUUAUUAUGAAAGUUCUGCAGUCAAAAGAUGAAAUUCGGCUGGAUUCAGGCUUCCUAGUAGAUGUGAUCACGAUUCGCAGGGAUAUCGGUGCAGGUAGAGCAAAGAUAAUCAACAUUCAAGUAGAUCGUCUUAAAAAACGCUCUGUCCUUUCCAUCCCGUCAGAUGAUGAAGGGUUGUGUUGCGCAAAAGCAAUCGUAUAUGCCCUAGCUUAUCUUGAGCAAGACAAGUCAGCGCUUAAUUCUCUACGGGAUCGGAGACGAUCUGUUCUAAUGCUACGAGCUCAAGAAUUACACAAGUGUGCUGGAGUUCCUCUUGGUCCUUGUACAUACACUGAAAUCUGCACAUUUGAAAAUCAUCUAAAUAUACAAAUCGUAGUAAUAAGCAGUGAAAAUUUAAAUAAAGUCUCGUAUAAAGGAAGAUAUCGAACUCGUCGCAUUAAUUUGUGGCAACACAAUGGCCAUUUUGAUGUCAUUACAAAUUUACACGGUUUUUAUGGUUCGAAAAACUAUUGCGAAAAUUGUGAAAAGCCAUAUGACCGUCCAGAAGAUCACAGGUGUGACAAUAUGUGCCAUGUCUGCCUAAGAUUUCAAUGCGUUCCAGCAUUGCCUAAAAGAUGUAAAGAUUGUGAUCGCCUCUGUCAAUCUGAGGACUGCUUUGCAGCGCAUAAAGCCGUCACAGGUAGACAAGAGCAUUCAGUAUGCGAUAGGAUGUAUCAGUGCAGACAAUGCUCAAAAGUUAUCAUGCGACGGCAGUGUCCUAAAAUUUUACAUCGUUGCGGGACUAUCAAAUGCCCUUCGUGUAAAGAGUAUGUUAUAGCGUCAGAACAUCAUUGUUUCUUACAACUCAUUUCUGCGAAAAGUCCAUCCGAUAAAUUAAUUUUCUUUGAUUUCGAAACUGACCAAUCAUCAGGGGAACACAUCGUAAACUUUGCUGUAGCGCAGUACAAAGAUGGCCAAGAGAAAAUAUUUAAAGGAUACGAAGCAUGUCAUGAAUUCUGCUCUUGGCUGUUUACAACAGUGCACAAAAAUUACACUGUUAUUGCACACAAUAUGAAGGGAUUUGACGGUCAGUUUAUAAUGGCAUGGCUUUUAGAACAGGGUACGGCACCUGAAGUAAUCCCUAAUGGCUCUAAAGUGAUGGUAAUCACCCAUACCGCCCUCAACAUAAAACUUAUUGAUUCUUUUAAUUUCCUGCCGAUGGCUCUCUCAAAGCUGCCUGCUUGUUUCGGCCUUACAGAACUAAAAAAAGGAUAUUUUCCGCACCUUUUCAACAAGAAAGAAAAUCAAAAUUAUGUGGGAUUUUUACCUGAGCCUAAGUACUACAAUCCUGAUUGUAUGACUAGUGCGGUGCGAACCUCCUUUUUGGAAUGGCAUAAAGAACACGAGAAGGAUAUAUUUGAUUUCCAAGAAGAAAUUCUCACGUAUUGCCGAUCAGAUGUUGAUAUCCUUCGUAGAUGUUGCGUUGAAUUUAGAAAUCAGUUUUUAGAAAUUACAGGAGUAGACCCCUUUUGUUACAUAACCAUUGCAUCAGCGUGUAUGGCGGUUUACAGAUCCCGACACAUAAUACCUAAUACCAUCGCAAUGAUACCUGUAGGAGGUUAUAUCAAUCGCACGAAUCAUAGUCCUGACUGUAUUCGUUGGCUUGAUUUUAUUGCCCAAAAAGAGAGCAUUGAAAUCGAACACGCUUUGAACGGAAAAGGAGAAAGACGAUUGGAUGGUAUAUCUGUAGACGGAUAUUGCAAAGAAACAAAUACUGUUUAUCAAUACUACGGAUGUUUCUUUCACGGUUGCUCCACCUGUUUUGACGGAGAUGCACUCCACCCCAUAACAAAAUUACCCAUGUCGACAUUGCGACAACAAACGGUAGACAAGACUUACCAGCUACGUGAUCGAGGGUAUAAUGUAAUUGAAAUGUGGGAGCAUGAGUUUGAGAUGAAAAAGAAAACAGAUGAAAAAGUAAAAUAUUUUCUUCUAAGUCACGAGCUUCAGGAUCGAUUGAAUCCUAAAGAUGCUUUCUUCGGCGGGCGGACAAAUGCCAUUCAGCUGUAUUAUGAGGGUGAUGCAAAGUAUGUGGAUUUCACUUCACUGUAUCCAUGGGUCAAUAAAUACUGUUUGUACCCCGUCGGACACCCUAAUAUUAUUACUGAAAAUUUUGAUGCCUUGGAAAACUAUUUCGGUAUUAUAAAGUGCCGAAUACUGCCUCCUCGAGGUUUAUACCUCCCCGUAUUGCCGUACAGAGCACAAAAUAAACUGAUGUUUCCCCUCUGCAAGACUUGUGCUGAAUUAAUGUAUCAAGGCAUUUGCCAGCACUCAGAUGAUGAGAGAGCCAUCAUUGGCACAUGGGUGACUGAAGAAGUCAAAUUAGCAGUGAAAAAAGGUUACUGUAUAACAAAGAUUUAUGAAGUGUACCAUUUUUCUCAAUUUACGGAUACUCUAUUUCAAUCUUAUAUCAACUUGUUUUUAAAAAUAAAACAAGAAAGCAGCGGCUGGCCAGCCGAUUGUGUAAGCUCGACCGAACGAAAACGCUACAUUGAAUUUGAGCGAAACACAAAAGAAAUAUUUUUUCUUUCCGAGAUGAUUUCAAGUACUGAAAAUUCUCGAUUUUUCUUUGAUCUCAAAAGAUUACUAAAAUUAAGCACGUUCUAUUGGACUUCAUUGCAAAUAAGCUGUAAUGUUCAUUCAGAUGCAUUCAUUUCAUUAUCUGAAUGA
Molecule: messenger RNA, 3468 nt
Organism: Stegodyphus dumicola
Lineage: Eukaryota; Metazoa; Arthropoda; Arachnida; Araneae; Eresidae
Biological process (GO): DNA replication
Molecular function (GO): DNA-directed DNA polymerase activity; DNA binding; nucleotide binding
Source: RefSeq, a predicted model, not a curated record